This is a messenger RNA of Magallana angulata, 1562 nucleotides long. RefSeq names its product tetraspanin-9-like. NCBI's taxonomy places the organism in Eukaryota, Metazoa, Mollusca, Bivalvia, Ostreida, Ostreidae. The record is from RefSeq and is a predicted model, not a curated record. Gene Ontology annotation, cellular component: membrane. The transcript is spliced from 7 exons. The coding region runs from base 121 to 948 and encodes 275 amino acids.
GAAAAUAACAUUGUAUAUAAGUGUCCCUGGUUUAUCAAUACAGCAAAAAGACGGCGUGUAUAUGAACAAAACUGUAACUCACAAUCCUGUCUCAAAAAGGUGCAGUUGUUUCAAACAAAGAUGUCGGUUGAAGGCUGUGGACGUUGUGGGAAAGUAUUCUUGAUUCUUAUCAACAUUUUAUUCUUUUUACUCGGAAUAACACUGAUGGUAGCUGGUAUUGUUUUGAAAUUGAACCAAAGUAACGAUGUUCUGCCUGCUUUGAGCAUACUUCAAGAGAACGCAACAACUUUAGAGCAGAUUAUGAGCAACAUCUCUCUGUUGGCGAUCGCCAUUGGAGUUCUGGUUGCCUGUGUGUCAGGUUUUGGGUUAUUUGGAGCAUUGUGUGAAGUCAGAUGCAUCCUUAUUACAUAUGCUGUGUUCGUUAUAAUUCUGUUAGCCAUGGAAAUUGCAGCAGUUGCGUUGGGAUUCAUGAUGAGAAACAAGAUAAAUGAAACAGUAAAAGAAGAGAUGCUAACGCUUUUAGAAGAAAACUAUGUCGACGACUCUCUAAACAGCAGUAAUCCAAUCUCCAAUAAAUGGAAUCUUUUGUUUUUAAAUUUUAAUUGCUGUGCAGUAAACCCUGUGACGGGAGUAAACAAUGACUUUGAUGAAACGCCGUGGUGUACAACUGAAGGUGAAUGCCAUGACGUCAAUGCGCAGAUCCCAAAGACAUGUUGUGUGGGCGUCAAUGCGAGUAACUUCGAAGAGAAAGCACAAUCGUCCUGUUUUAUCUAUCUUACCAGCGGCUUCAAAACGACGGGUUGUUUCGAUCGGAUUAAAGAGUUAAUCCAAGCAUACUCUGUUGUAGUGAUAGGAAUAUCACUAGCGAUCAUGAUCACUGAGAUUGUAGCAAUUGUGUUUGCCAUCAUCCUGUUCCGGCAGAUUCAUCUCCAGAAUAAGAUAAUAUGAUAUGAUUAGUAACAUGCAUGUCUUUUCGCAACAGUAAAAAUGCAUUAAAACCCUUCAAAUCACGUUGUAUCGUCUUUUUUCACAUUUAGGCGUUUUUGUUUCAUGUGAAAGCUAUAUUCAAACAUAACUGGCUAUAUUUUUUUUCGGGGGAAAAUUAUUUCAUUACAUAGUCGUUAAAUCUUCUUGAUUAUCUUGCUUUCGUAUAUUUUAAGAACAUAGAUUAGUUUUUUAAAAAGGUGGUUUUGUAUAUAAAUUAUCAGCGCAUUCUUUUUUUUUUAAUUUGUAGUCAUUACUUUUCUUGACAGUUAAUGGAUUUAAAAAAGGAAAUUUUUAUAGCAAAAUCAAACGGUAGUUUUGCACUUUAGAAAAAAAAAUUAUAUAAAGUCUUGUGCAGCUGUCAAUCCAAUAGAUUUGUCUUGUGCUUGCCUUAUUAUUUGAUUUAAUAAGAUUAAAUUGCGUGCAUUUUGAAAAAAACAUGAAGCUGGUCGGUUAUUUUUUUUUUUAUCAGAAUCAAUUUUUUAUUUGUUAUAUUUGAUAAUUGUGUAUUAUUUAUUUUAUUUUCAAGUUCUAUUUAUUUGGUCUCAGAUUAGAACUAUAAGAUGUUAAAAACAUAG